UUCCUCCUCUCCUUCGCCGAGCGGAGCGUCUCUGACUGGGAACAGGAAAACUUUGAAGGGGUGAGAGGAGAGACGUCAAAAACGCCGACAAAUCACAGCCGACAGCGCGCACCAUCCAAGAAGAGGGACGUAAAGAAAACUAUCAAGUCCGAGGGAAGCGGUGGAGCCGGGAGAAAGAGGGAGCUAUGCCAUCUCCCGCCGAGCGGAGCCCAGUCCUCCUGUGUUGUGUGUCGGAGCUACAGCAUGGUGUCUCUUUCUGGACUCGGGACCUACUGCCUCGCCCCGGGGAGGACUCGUCUCCUUCUCCUGUCAGCCAGACCUCUCCUGCUGCUUCUCCUAUUAGCCGCGCUCUGCUCCCCGGAGUCCUGUUUCCCUCACCCGCAGCCGUGCCACAUCCUCGCCCGGAUCGGACACACCGUGCGCCUCGGCGCGCUCCUGCCGACCCGCCAGCCGGCUCGGAUACAAAACGCUCUCAACCGCGCCCUGGCGAGCCUCCGGCACCAGAGCGGAGGCUCGGACUCGACCACGACCUCCCAGCCGACUCCUCUGCUGCCCUACAACCUGACCCUGGAGAUGGUGGCGCGGUCUCCCGCCGGAGGAGACCCGGAGUCGCUGUCCCGUAGUGCGUGCCAGGACCUGGUGGUCCGGGGUGUUUCUGCCGUGCUCGCCUUCCCUCGGUCAAGGGAGGAGCUGAUCCAGGUGGAGUUCCUGUCCUCUUUCCUGGAGAUCCCCUUCGUCUCCAUCCUGGAGGACACAGAGCCCCUUGUGACUAAGAACCGAUUUCACCUGCAGAUGUCUGCCCGAGUGCCUCCAUCGACCCUGGGCAGCUUGCUGUUAGCCGUCCUCCAAGGCGGCGGCGGCGAGGGAGAGAGGGAGCGAGGCGGCCGCGGGGAAGGCAGUUGGGGAGGAGCAGCUGUGAUCUGCCCCGGGUGGGACGAGGGCGGUGACGGAUUGCUGACUCACCUGCAGAGGCACAGCGGCUCCACCUGGCAUUUGUGGGAUAUCAUCAACCUCACCCGCAUCACGGGGAGCCGGGACCGGCGGGGGGAGGCCAGCGAGGAGAGGAGGGAGGAUCAGAUGGAAGAGGAGGCUUUGAAGAUCAUCUCCACUCAUUUCCUGCGCUCCUCCUCUCCCAUCUCCUCUGUUCUCCUCCUGGGAUCCGAUCCGGAGUGUCUCUCAUCCGUCCUGCGGGCUGCUCAGCGCCUCGCCUCAUCACUACCAGCGCUGCAGUGGAUCAUGGGAUACCCCUUGUCUCCAGAUUCGUUACACACUCUGGGAGGACCCCUUGGGCUGUUAGCCUACGGGGAGGUUGGACGCAAGCCAAUAAGCUUCUACAUACGGGAUGCUUUGCAGCUGAUUGGCCGAGCCGUCUCUGCGGCGACGCUGGUGAGGCCAGACCUGGCGUUGAUUCAAAACAUGGUGAAUUGUUAUGACAAGCCAAACCUACACGAACUGCCUUCUUCUGGACAAUAUAUUGCCAGAUUUCUCUCCAACACGUCCUUCACGGGGGCCACAGGCUUGAUCCAGGUGGAUUCCGGUGUCUCCCGGAUCCUCUCCUCCCAGCUCUUCCACGUGUGGAGCCUCAAGAGGGGCGCUCUGGGACAGCCGGCCUGGGUCACGGUCGGCCAGUGGACGAGGGGCCGGCUGGAGCUGGAGGGGGGCAUCCUGGGACUGAUGGGAGGACUCGGCAACAACCCGGGACAAGGCCUUGGCGCUGGGGUGAGAGGGGGAGACGGCUCGGGGGACAGCAACAGCGGAGGUCGGUGGCGGCCGGGACUUCCCGUUGAGGGACACCGCCUGAGGGUGGUGACUCUGGUGGAGCACCCAUUCGUUUUCACGCGGGAGGUGGACGACGACGGGCUGUGUCCGGCCGGUCAGCUCUGCCUCGACCCCAAAACCAACCGUUCAGACAUUGUCAACGGGCUCUUCAACCAGCUUCACAACCCCAACUCCACAACAAUGGACUGGGAAGGAAUCGAUCCACCAGAGGACCUGAGGAAGUGCUGCUAUGGCUACUGCAUCGACUUGCUGGAGAAGCUGGCCGAGGACAUGGGCUUCACCUUUGAUCUCUACAUCGUGGGUGACGGGAAGUACGGCGCUCUGAGCGGGACGGGGCGCUGGACGGGCCUGGUGGGGGAUCUACUGAGCGGAACCGCCGACAUGGCCGUCACCUCGUUCUCCAUCAACUCCGCCCGGAGCAGAGUCAUCGAUUUCACGUCGCCCUUCUACUCUACCAGCUUGGGCAUUCUGGUACGGAGCCGGGACACCGCGGCUCCCAUCGGAGCGUUCAUGUGGCCUCUGCACUGGUCCAUGUGGGUGGGCAUUUUCGUCACGCUGCACCUCACGGCGCUCUUCCUCACUCUGUAUGAGUGGAACAGCCCCUUCGGCAUGACUCCCCACGGCAGGAACAGGCUGCGCGUCUUCUCGUACUCGUCCGCCCUCAAUCUUUGCUACGCCAUCCUGUUUGGACGCACUGUCGCCACCAAGACCCCUAAAUGCUGGACGGGCCGCUUCCUGAUGAACCUUUGGGCCAUCUUCUGCUUGCUGGUGCUGUCCAGCUACACGGCCAACCUGGCUGCCGUCAUGGUCGGGGAGAAGACCUUCGAGCAGGUUUCGGGAAUUCAUGACGAGAAGCUGCAUCAUCCCUCCCUGGGCUUCCGCUUUGGCACCGUGAGAGAGAGCAGCGCCGAGGACUACAUGAAGAAGAGCUUCCCAGAGAUGCACGACUACAUGAGGCGCUUCAACCAGCCCACCACCCCGGAAGGUGUUCACAUGCUGAAGACAGAUCCUCCUACGCUGGAUGCAUUCAUCAUGGAUAAAGCUCUGCUGGACUUUGAGGUCUCCAUCGACGCAGACUGCAAACUGCUCACCGUGGGAAAGCCUUUCGCCAUUGAAGGCUACGGCAUCGGCCUUCCCCAGGGCUCGCCUCUCACCCGCAACGUGUCCGAAUUUGUGAGUCGCUACAAGUCGGACGGAUUCAUGGACAUGCUACAUGACAAAUGGUAUAAAGUGGUGCCCUGUGGGAAAAGAGUCUUUGCAGUCACUGAAACUCUCCAGAUGGGGAUCCAGCAUUUCUCGGGCCUGUUUGUGCUGCUGUGCAUGGGGGUGGGCGGAGCUUUGCUGACCUUGGCAGGUGAACACACCUUCUAUCACCUGGUGAUCCCUCGCCUCCGGCGCACGCACACACUCCAGUACUGGCUGCACACCAGCCAGAAAAUCCACAGAGCGCUCCACACCACAUAUGAGGACGUCGGGAAGGAGCUGACCGGCCUCGAUCAAAACCCCUCCUCCUGUAUCUCAGAGAACUGCACUCUCCACAGGAAGCAGCAUCAGGCUCCCCCGCCGUCUCCUCCGACGUCCCUCCCCGCUUCCACCACCGCCGGGGACACCAGGAGCUCCUCGCCAUCCCAGGAGCCCAAGGAGAAGCGCGUGCACUUCGACCUGGAAACGCUGCACAGCUACCGCCUGCGCACGCACACCGCCUCGGUGCGCGGCCGGCCGGGGAUGGUGGGCCGUCCCGGGCUCGGCCUCGGGGGUCUGGGCCUGGCCAACCUGGGGGGUUUCAGCUCCCCUCCGCAGAUCAGCCUCCACGCCAACGGCGGCCCGGUGUCCACCCUGGCCUCCACGGGCCUGGUGCUGUCGCCGCUGGGGAACCGGGCCGCCCAGACCAGCCUGUGGGAGGGGGAGCUCCAGGAGCUGCAGGGGAAGAUCGAGACCUUCCGCACGCAGCUGAGGGAGGCUCUGGCCAGGAGGGCCGAGAUCCAGACCAGCCUGGAGCGAGAGAGGAGCGGCCUCGGUCGCCGGGACACCAGCCUGGAGAGGGAGAGGGACAGACAGAGGAUACAAACUAUUAACACGGACAGGAGCAGCUCCGCUCAGCCCAAACUCCCCGAGAGAGACCGGACGAGCCAGCUGCAGACCCUGAACAACCAGCAGGCGGGGCGGGCCGGCCAGCCGAGCGGACCCGGGGCCGCGGACCCCGGGAGGAGCAGCCAAUUAAACACAGUUAACAGCCUGGACAGAGGGAGAGGCGGCCAGCUACGCCCCAUUAACACUUUGACGGGGGAAAGAACCGUCCAGUCGCGCGCUUCCGCCAGUUUGGAGCGAAGUCGAGUCGCCCCCCCGCAGGGCGCCGGGAGCGCGGCCGCGCAGUCCAGGAACACUUCCAGCCUGGACAGACAGAAAGUCAACCUAACGCGCGCGCUCAACGCCUUGGAGAGGACAAAAGCCAACCAAUCGGGCGCGAGCAGCGGGACUUGAGCGGCUCUCCGGAACUCGCGUAGCCGCGGGAAGAUGGCUUUGUUAUUAUGGGUUACCUUUGCUGAGAAAUUACCGUAUAUGUUUACUCACAUUAUUACUUACUGCAACCUAAUAUUUUCAUAUGUUUUCAACACUCACUUAAAAUGACAUCUAAAAAAAAACAAAACAACAAUUUAACCGCAACUGACGUGCUGGUGAACUGUCUGUCAUUCAUGCAAAUCAUAAAUAAGCAAUGUAAUAUUUAAGUGAAAAGCUAAAAAUCAUUCCAACAACAUCUCAACAUACCAGUAAACAGAAAUUCAAUGUGGACGCAAAUAUCAAACACCGACAAUAGAAAUCACAAGGAACAAUGGAAAAACAGGCCUGUGAGUCUGGAUAAAAGGGCCUCUAAGCACAUAUGGACAUCAGGGACAAGAGCACAGAAAACUGCAAACAGAAUUAAACGAGACAUGAAAGCUGCGAGUGUAUUUCAAGCGAUUCUGGUAAUAAUUUCCCAAAAAUGUGAAUCAUGAAGAAACAAAUAAUCAUUUACGCAGAGCUCCGCAAUCCACUUAUCCUGUAUACUCAUGAAAUUGCAAAAAGCUUUAUGUGUCUUGACACUGUGUAUCCUUGUAUACGUUUUUGUGCAAAUGUUUUCCCAUCGUUUUGCCACCAACACAUGAUUGGGAUCUUUCUAAUGCCAAAUUUGAGCCUUUGUCAUCGUAGCACAGAUUUUGAAACGCUAAAUAUAUAUACAGGACCUAAACAUUGACUUAAGCUGAUUUUGGGAAUCGUGCCCUUCAGACUUCUUUUUCCAUAACCCCUGCGUUACGGUCUAUUCUAAAAAAACACAAGAAGAAGGAGAAAAAACUACCAUGCCACUCCUUUUAAAAUCUGCAAUAAGAAACUAACUUUACACAAAGGGACUGCGCCUUGAAAAUAGCUCUAUCGUGUCUUCUGCAGUGCGGAAGAAAGCUUUAAGUCUGAGAAAUGAUUGCUCUUAUUACGAUACAUCAUGAGGCUGUAGCUUCAGAGCUUAUCUUGCAUCAGAAAAACCCAGGCUGUAAAGACCAAGGAAAAUCUAGUCGCAGAAUGCCGUGGGGAAAUGUUUGACCCAGGGUUUUUCUAUUUCAACAAAGGCCAGAUAUAAUAGUGUGGCUAUCUCAGCCUCCCUUGAUUUGAGCUUGCACAAUCUUUUUUCUUAUUAUUUCUUUUGUGGCUCUUCUAACUUUAUUGAAUUGCAAUACUAAAUCAUCGCAGAGUCACUUUAAUUAAAAAUCACUCUUCUUUCCUGUGUGGGACAUUCAUUUUGAAUGAAUCUGUCAGAGAUAUCCAUCACUGAAAGAGUGUUGACUCUGGAAAGAAAUGCUGUGUAUCGAUCAGGAGGAUUACUGUUAACUCCUUCCCUGCAGACCUGAGCUCCUAGUGAGACUUUACCUUGAGGGUUUGUUUACCAUACUGUUUUAUGAAAUAGCCCGAAUUUAUUCAUAUCAAUUAUUUCAGAUGUUGAAAACAGGAAGUUCUUUAACUGUUUUGGAUUUUCAGUCAGUUACUUGGUUGACCACUAGAUGGAGCUGCUUCCCUGCUUCCCGCGGCUAUGGACACUGAAGGUGCUUGUGGACUUUUGUUGUAGAAAAUGAUUAUUUCCCAAGAAGUAACAAUAGCAUUUUGCUCCUGUUAUUCUGACGUGGAUGUAGACAGUCUGGGAGAAGGAAAAAAGAACAGAUUUUAUGAAGUCACCCCAUACAAUGCAGUGCUAUACAGAACAAUGUCACCUAAUUCCAAGUGAGAUGAGUCUCAGUAACUCAAACAGAUCCCAGACACUCAUCAUAGAAACCCAACUCAAGGCUUUUAUGACAGUAAAACUGUACAUUUAAACGUUUGCAACGUUGCUGUGGUGUGACGUGGUUGUGUUCACAUGCCAUGGUGUCUACAGAGAAAAAUAUUUUAGAUCUCUAUUGAGAAAGAGCGUCUGGUACUGGAUAUUUAAAGAGAUACUUUUAAAAUCUACCCCUCAUGAAGGUUAUAUCAGAAAACUAUUGAAUUUUAUCAUAAAUGGUCAUUCUCAUGUUUUGAAAUAAACAUUUAUAUACUUAUCUUUUUGCU
Molecule: messenger RNA, 6345 nt
Organism: Salarias fasciatus (jewelled blenny)
Lineage: Eukaryota; Metazoa; Chordata; Actinopteri; Blenniiformes; Blenniidae
Gene: grin3ba
Product: glutamate receptor, ionotropic, N-methyl-D-aspartate 3Ba
Exons: 12
Coding region: 244-4260 (1338 amino acids)
Biological process (GO): monoatomic ion transport
Cellular component (GO): membrane
Molecular function (GO): signaling receptor activity; ligand-gated monoatomic ion channel activity
Source: RefSeq, a predicted model, not a curated record